This is a messenger RNA of Arabis nemorensis, 1002 nucleotides long. Lineage: Eukaryota; Viridiplantae; Streptophyta; Magnoliopsida; Brassicales; Brassicaceae. The record is from the annotation of a GenBank genome assembly.
AUGGAGGAACCAAGGGAGUUGAAGACCAACCAAGAAGAGAUGAGAAAAGCUAAGUUAUGGACGAAUGAAGAUUGGACCAGCCAUCAUGCUUAUUUCAGUCGGACAAACGACUCGGACCAAGGUGCAGGACACGUCUGGGCCGACCCACCUCCCUAUUUCACUCAGACAAGUCAAUCUGACAAAAUGCAGACAAGAGCUACGGCCAUGCUCCAGUCCGUCCAACAUGCACAAACUAGUCAAAUAAAUCACAUAUCCAGCACAAAUUCGGGUUUGACCCGGUGCAUGAGAACAAGGAGCAAAAGCUCGAUACAAGAUUUUGAUCCUUAUCUUGACAUCAACCGAGUUUUGAAGCAAGCAAGGAUAGCAAGAAGAGAGCGUGAACGGUUAGCAAUGGAAGCUAACAAUGACAAUGUGAAUGGCGAAAAACCGCCAAGGAACAAGGAGCUCAACCUAGAGUUCCCCAAUGCGGAUAUGGGAAAGAGGUUCUUAGAGGUCAACAAACAAAUUGAUGGAGUGUACCAAGAGUUGGAUGGUAAGAUCACGAGCCUAGCCGCUCACGUGAAGACUAUUGAUGUGCAACUAGCACAAUUCGCUUCUAGCUCAAAGGGUCCAAUCGGUAUUCUACCAGGUAAAUCCGAAUCCAAUCCCAAGUAUUUUUGGAAUGUUGGUCUCUCGGGAGAGAAGAAGGCCUUAGGAGUUCAUCAAAGACGUAGUGGGAUGUCACAACAAGAGCAAAAUGAAAGAGAUGUGGAAGAGUUAGCUAUGCUUCUUGGUUUUUCUAUUCUUGACGAAGUUGAUAAAUUGGUUGAGACCAAGAGAUUAUCACAUAAAUCUAAGGAGAAAGAAACUCUAAAGGUCAAUAAGGAAGAAGCUAGCGUCCAAGAACCUACUCCACAUGUUGAAUACAUUGUCAAGAAGAAUGAGUUUCCAAAAGAAGUCAUCCCUAAGAAGAAGAAAGUAGAUGAAGCUCUUACAUAUACGCCUCGAAAUACAAACCUCUAG